UCAUUGCUUCUUCAGACUACAUGCUUCGUCCUCCGCAACCUGCAGUAUAUUUAUUUGUGUUUGAUGUGUCCCAUAAUGCAAUAGAAGCUGGAUACUUAGAAGUUGUGUGUCAGUCUUUGCUGGAAAACUUAGACAAGUUGCCUGGAGAUACAAGAACAAAAAUUGGCUUCAUAACAUUUGAUAGCACUGUUCAGUUCUACAAUUUGCAGGAAGGAUUAUCACAGCCUCAGAUGCUCAUUGUUUCAGAAAUUGAUGAUAUUUUCCUGCCUAUGCCUGAUAGUCUACUUGUCAAUCUGCAUGAAAGUAAAGAGCUAAUUAAAGACUUGCUGAAUGCACUACCAAGUAUGUUUACCUACACAAGGGAAACACACAGUGCAUUAGGCCCAGCUCUUCAAGCUGCCUUUAAACUGAUGUCUCCAACUGGUGGGCGUGUAUCUGUGUUUCAAACACAGUUACCUUCUGUGGGCACAGGAUACCUACACUCUCGGGAAGAUCCUAAUCAAAGAUCAAGCACCAAGAUUGUUCAACAUCUUGGACCUGCAACAGAUUUUUAUAAAAAAUUGGCACUUGAUUGUUCAGGACAGCAGACAGCUGUGGAUUUGUUCCUCUUAAGUUCACAGUAUUCUGAUUUGGCCUCUCUCGCUUGUAUUUCCAAAUAUUCUGCUGGAUGCGUCUAUUAUUAUCCAUCUUUUCAUCAUAUCCACAACCCUGUUCAAAAAGAAAAACUGCAAAAAGAUCUUCAAAGAUACUUUACACGAAAGAUUGGAUUUGAAGCUGUAAUGCGAAUAAGAUGUACAAAAGGGCUUUCCAUUCACACUUUUCAUGGUAACUUUUUUGUGCGAUCUACUGAUUUGUUGUCACUUGCAAAUGUAAAUCCUGAUGCUGGAUUUGCAGUGCAGAUGUCCAUCGAAGAAAAUCUCACAGAUACAUCACUAGUUUGUUUUCAAACAGCACUUUUGUAUACUUCCAGCAAAGGUGAACGGAGAAUUAGGGUGCAUACACUUUGUUUGCCUGUAGUGACUUCCUUGAUGGAUGUUUAUGCUGGAGCAGAUGUACAAGCAAUUAUAUGCCUCCUAGCUAAUAUGGCUGUGGAUCGAUCUGUUUCAUCAAGUUUGUCAGAUGCUAGAGAUGCUUUAGCCAAUGCAGUCGUAGAUUCGCUGUCUGCAUAUAUGUCAACAGCAUCAAACCUCCAACAAUCCGCUUUGAUCGCUCCAUAUUCUCUCAGGCUGUUCCCACUGUAUAUUUUGGCUCUUUUUAAACAGAAAGCUUUUAGAACAGGCACAAGUACACGUCUGGAUGAUCGCAUAUAUGCUAUGUGCCAAAUAAAAAGUCAGCCUCUGGUUCAUUUGAUGAAGAUAAUCUACCCCAAUUUAUAUAGGAUAGACAAGCUUACUGAUGAGGGUGCAAUACAUGUCAACGACAAAGUUGUACCCCAGCCCCCUCUUCAGCGAUUGUCUGCUGAGAAAUUGACACGGGAAGGAGCUUUUCUUAUGGAUUGUGGCUUGAUCCUCUACAUUUGGCUUGGAAGAAGUUGUGAUAAUAACUUCAUUAAAGAUGUGCUUGGGUAUCCAAAUUAUUUGUCAGUACCCCCAAAACUGACACAGCUUCCAGAAUUAGAUAAUGUUUCUUCAGAGCGAACCAGGUCCUUUAUAACUUGGCUGAAGGAUAGUAAAUCUUUAAACCCAGUACUUCAAGUAAUUAAGGAUGAAAGCCCAGUGAAGACAGACUUUCUUCAGCAAUUAAUUGAAGACAAGACAGAGGCUGCAUUUUCUUACUAUGAAUUUUUGCUUCACAUUCAACAACAAAUUUGUAAGUGAGAGGAAACAAACAGAAGGAGGAAAAAAAUCCCUGUAUUUUUUAAUCCAAGUGUCACCUUGUCAAGCGAACCACACUGGAAGUGAUUAAAACCAAGCAUAGAUUCUUUAGUAUCCAUAUACAAAGACGUUCAGUUGUGAAAGGACAAAAUACACAUUGCUAAAUGGAUUUUACAAUUCUGCUUUGUUAUAAAAACGAUGGACAUGACACAAUAGUAGUAGUAUGUUUUCAGUUAGUUUUUUAUGCACUUCCAGUAGUGCAACACUACAGCGUUUCUCCGUAUUUCAAGCUGGUGGUCAUAUGUGGCAGUGUGGAAUAGUAUUUAUUAAUGAAAUCCAAAACCAGAGAGUCUCUUUCUCAGCAUCUCAACAUUUAAGAGCCUUUCCAGAUGAUCUCCAGCAGAGAUGCCAAAAGGCAGUGCUCCAUGUUGUUUAUAUCAAUUUGUAAAAGAGAUAAUUCACUUUUGAAAGCUUAACCAUUUUCUCUGUGAAGAAUAUAUACAAUUUUAAUACAACUUAUAAAAUUGUAGAAAUAUGUAUAAUGUACAGAAGUGUUAACAUUUGUAAAAAAAAAAUUUUUUUUUUUAAGGAGUAUGAAUUGCUUGAUGGCCGUGGUGCUGGGAGGUCAGUUACAAACCACUUAUCUCGGUUAAACAAUAAGAGUUGGCUAGCACAUAUUAAAACAGAUCUGAAUCCACAUAGGAAAAAUGCAACUUUGUAACUCAUUUAAUCGGUCCCUUAUGUGGAUUUAUUUAUGAUCAGCUAAUUAAAAGUAUUUGCUUGAUCAUGUGUUUUUAUCUCUAUGUGAUUACUGCAUUUUAAAAACCAAUACCAAAUUUGUCGUGCUGUAUUAAAGAAGGUUUAUUACUUUAUAGGCCUCCUGAAAAGAGGCUAGUGGGAAUAUUGAAUUCAGGUUGGGAUUUUGAUUAGAGAUAUAUUGGCUUGUGACACUAACUAGCGGCAGCUAGUAUCUUUUAGCCUUAGAUUACUUUAGGUAUUUUUGCAACAUUUUAGGGUCCUGGAUUCUCUGUUUUGUCAUCCCAUCACCAUAGGAUGUUAAAGAAAAACCAAUUGAACUUAAAAAUGGAUGUUUCUUCAGCAGGUGAUCCAAAUAUUUGCCCGCAUUUUUCUUUUCAUUUUUAAAGUUAAAACUUUCGUGCACAUGAAGUCUAAAUAGGGCUAUUGAUUACACAUUUGCAUUUUAUUUCUGAAACACAAGUACAGCUAUAGAAUGAAAUUUUAUUUUUAAAAUGACUUCUUUUUAAAAAAAACAGCUAACAAGCACUAAUAUAUUCUGAGAAAUAUCUAUGUCCUAGUAUGUUUCUACUUAUAACAAUGUCCUUAUGCAACAAAGUUGUUCAAUUACUUUUCAAUUUUGGUUUUAUGAAUACGCAGUCGGGAUACUACAUUUUCAGUAACUUUUACUAAAGCAUGCCAAAGGAUUUCUCAGAAAAAAAAUCAACUGCUUCUAUUUGUGGCAUAUUUUAGGUAUCUAUCAAAGUAUGUUGCAUCAGAAUAAGAAGCAUUCACCUAAUACUUUAAACUUAAAAUAAUUCAUGUUUUGAAAAGAUAUAAUGCCUCAAAUAUUUUGGUAAACAUAUUGACUGAAAAUGUAUGUUAUAUGGAACCAUAAAUGUGUCAGAUGCAUUAAGUGUGAUUUUAAGAAUUAUUUUUUGAAAAAAAAUUCUUGUGGAGCUUAGUACUGAAUAUUCAGAAACAUCCAAAGCCAUGAUGUAUGGUAGAUGAAUCUGUAAAACAAUUCUUAAAGUUUUAUUCUUCUAUAUUUUAUAUAUAAAAAUUGUCAUGAAAAGUACACGAGCAGUAUUUUGCUUUGGGUAAGAUGUUUGCUGCCUCUUAGAUGGAAAAUAUUUAGCACUUGUAAUCCUUCCUUAUAGUUCAGUAUAACAAAAAACAUAAAGAUGGGUGAGUUCAGGUAAGUGCUACAUAUAGUUACUAGCUGAAAUUCAGCAUUAUGAAUUGUAAGAGUUUUUGCAAAUAAAGGUUGGUCAAUGCCUUGUGAUUAAACAUUAAAAAAAGAGAAAAUUGAUAGAAUGUUUUAGUUUUAUUUAUGAUGCAGUCCUAUAUCUUACACCAUAUUCUACUCAGGAAAAAAAUGCUCCAUUGAAUUCAAUAGUAGCUCCUCAUUUAAUUCUACAGACUUGCUGCCUCAAUUCUGCUUAUGCAAUUUCUUUUACCACUUUUACUGGUUCUUAGGGAAUUAUGCAGAAAAGAUGAAAAGUUUGUGAUAGUUUUAUAAGUAUCUCAAGUCAGUGUUUUUAACUUUCUCCAUAACUGCUAAACUAGGGGUCCCCAACCCACAGGCCCUGGCCCACUACUGGGUUGCGGCCUGUUCAAAACCCAGCAGUGGGAGAAAUGGGCACACAUGUGCCCAUGAAGCUCCAUUGCACAAAUGGAGGGUGUGCGUGAAGCUGCAUUUGUGUGAAUGGAGCUUUGCGCGCAAAUGCCAUCCACUCACGUGAAUGGUAUUUCAUAUACGAGCACAGGCACCUUCCACUUGCGUGAGUGGAGUUUCAUGCAUGAGUGCAAGCACCCUCUGCUCAUGCGCAAAGCUCCAUUUGCACGAAUGGAGGGCGCCAUGGCCACUGUUUGUAUAUUUGCAGUUUUGUGCAUGUGCGCUUGCCACUCAUACCCCCCCCCUCCGCCCUGGGCUGGGUUGCCAAGUUGGAAAGGUUAGGGACCGCUGUGCUAAACCAAAUAUUUGAAUAAAAUACUCCACAGGUUGAUGAAAGUGGAGAAUGGUGAGUGAAUAUCAACUCUUUGGUUUCCAUUUUGAAGCAUACCCUGGACUAAAAUCUGGUUGCCCAGUAGACUGCAAACCCAACCUGUAUGGUUGAUUUAUGGUUAAUGGUUAGUUAUGGGCUAAUUUUAUGUGUGUAUGUGGACAUAGCCACUGCCUUGAACACAGUUUUGAAAAUUAAUGAACCUUUUUUUAAAAGGUUCUGUACUGGAUGGAUUCUUGCUUGAUUUGAAUUUAGUAUUGAUAAUAAGCAUGUUGACUGUUCAGAUCAUUUCAUAUGUAUAAUCUUCAUGCUAGCACAGUAUUUUCUGCUAAAAUUAUAAAUGUGAAUCAAUGGAUAAAUGAGCUAGGAAGGUAGUUUAUCCUGCUAGCUGCCAUAAGAGUCAUCAGUUCUAUUGCCUCUGAAUCAUUGUGAUUGAGGUGGUGAGAUUUAUGCUUUGUAGUGGCAUGCAGUGAAUGCAUUCACAUAGGGCAGGAAAGCAGGGGCUUUUUAGCUUGUUAACUGAAUAGAUUUUGUGUAUUUAGAGAAAUUACAUAAGCAGUAUUUGAAAGAAUUCUUAGCUGAAGUUAAUUAAGUUGAAGCUAGUUUACGUUCAUUGAAAGAAGGUAGAAAAAUUUACUUAAAUCCAAAUGUAUUGGUUUUACUAAUAUAUGGCUGGCAAAAUGGAGGGUUGUCAUUAUCACAUUACAUGUGCUUAAAGUAAAGGAGUUUCUAGUAAUAACUGUAUAUUAAUGGUAAAAUCUCUUGUUUUUUGUGUUUGAAAAGUAUGUAUCCGUGUGUGAAGCUUUUGCAAGUCUCAAAAUGGAGAUACAAGUAUAGAUAUUCAGGCUGAUCUGAGCUACUGACUUUAUUCUCUGUAUUGAGACAAGUAGAAGGGUUAAGCUUGCAUAUUAAAGAGAAUCUUAAAUGCCACUUAUUUAUUGUUGUCUUUUUCCAAGAAUGUAAAGUAUGCAUGUUUUAAGUCGAAAAUGUCUGAUCCAGAGUCAGCAACGUGUUGUAUAAUUAAAUGGGUAUCUAUCUUUUGGUUUUCCUGGUCCAGUUCUAACUAGUGCAUAUUCUAGUGGAUUGAGAACAUAGAUAUAUAAUAAUGAGUGGAACCCUAUGUGCAAUUCUGUUCAUCGGAUGUGUUGUUCAGCCAAAAGUAUAACACCAAAAACUAUAUCUAUAAUCUUUUUGGAGUUAGUACAUAUAUUUGGAAUUUUGUGGGUAUGUUUGAUUAUUGGAAGGCAGACUAUAGACUAUAUGUAUCUACAUUUUGAUCUGAGAUGUUUCAUGUAGAUAAACAUAAUUGAUGACAAGUGAAUCCAGUGGAUGCAGCUUUGAAUGUGAAUUGAUCAAAAUGGCUGAAAAUACAGUAAAAGUGUCACACACUG
Thamnophis sirtalis is the source of this 5946-nucleotide messenger RNA. The record is from RefSeq and is a predicted model, not a curated record. Lineage: Eukaryota; Metazoa; Chordata; Lepidosauria; Squamata; Natricidae.